Molecule: messenger RNA, 1582 nt
Organism: Didymodactylos carnosus
Lineage: Eukaryota; Metazoa; Rotifera; Eurotatoria; Philodinida; Philodinidae
Source: the annotation of a GenBank genome assembly
AAAUCGAAACUUUUUUAUUGAAAAAAUAUUAGUCUUUCGGUAGUGAAGCAGUGCUUUCAAAACUACCAAACGAUAGCACUAUGGUCUUUAGAAAACGGUAUUUUCGAGAGGAAAAACACUUAUCGUUUUCUUAAAAUAAAAGACAACAUAUAGACUUAAUAAAUAAUAGUUGUUCUGUGAUAUGCGUAAAUUUUUUCUUUUUACCCAAAAUCUAAUUAAAAAUCAUAGUAAGGUUUUACAAAAGAAAGUUCCAAUUUCAAAGAACUGAAACUGUUAUCGAUAGUUUCAGUUCUAAGAACUAAACUAAAUCACUCAGCUGUUUUAUCUUUUUGAAUUGAUCUAUGUUCCUUGUGUCACCAUCAAUAAUAAUGAGGACUCGUUCACUCUUUUGGUCGAUACAAGUACAUGAAUUUCUUUCUUUCAAUAAAUAGCUUAUAACAACUGUCACAGGCCUACGCCCAGAUUACUCUUUUUUUCAGCAGUUUGGAGUAAUUCUUUUUUUUAAUCGAUUCGGAGCGAUGGUUUUUCAAGUUUUGGGUUUUCAUUAGGUAAAAUCGAUAUUUUCUGUUUUGGUCUAUUCAUUAACAUAAAUUGCUGAUGAAAAUAAAUAAUCCGACUUCCUUUUUUUCCAUAAUGGUACAGGUGACUCCAGGAUGAUGCGCUGUUUUAAGACUGUCCGAAUUUCUUUUUUUUAAGCAAUUCGGUUAAAUGUAUAGACAAAAACAAAAAAUAUUAUUGUAAGUACCGAAAAUCAAAAUUUCAAAAAAUAUUACUCCAAUUAGCCAAACAUUUUUUGGGAAAGCUGAAAAUCAGAAAAGUGGGAAAUAUAAAUCGAAAUUGUUAAAAGUCUCUGUGAUUUUGAGUGCUUAAAAAUAACUACCAAUUCGAAAUGCUGGAAAGAAAGCAAAGAAACCAGAAUUGCUUAAAAAUAACAGGAAUUCCAUUUUUAAGUAACUCAAAUUGUUUAAAUCGUAAAAAUAACCAAAAAAUAUUGCUUUGAUCAAUUCUGUCACAAUAAAAAAAAUUUAUUAAGGCUUAUUUUGCAACAAAAAGAAAUGUCGACACUUAUGUAACUGCUAGCUAGGUUUCACAACUGUCAUUGAUUUGGCACUAAGAUUCAUCUGACUCUUUGAAAAAUGAAAAAUUGUUUCGCACAAUUACGAAUAAAAUCCUUUCUUAGUGAUAAGUGUAAUGAAGAAUUAUCUGCAGGUUAUUAAUAUAUUUUCCUCUUUGUAUGUAUUUAGAUAAUAAUGAACUUGAUCGUGAUGCUGUGGAUAUGGCUAACGUAACGAAUAAUGCACCAAUUAAUACAACAUUUGGUAAAAUACUACCAACAACAUUUAACAAAAGAUUGUCGAUUCAAGAUUUUGACAUACUAAAAAAGUUACAAAUACAACAUUUUGAAAAUAAAACAAACAAGCUAUUGUAUGAUAUUGGUAUGCCGGUGCUUCAUGGAGCUGAUAAUAAACAAAUAACAAAAACAAGAAUUACUGAUUAUUCCUGGUUAUCCGUUUUAAAUCCAAAUUUCAAACAUUUCAAAAUUUCAAACACAAGAAAUAUUGUUCACCUUUGUUCAUGUUAA